AUGUUCCAGGAGUACUCUUUUGAGCAGCUUAGGCUUGCCACAUCAGGUUUCGCUUUAGAGAACAUUGUGUCUGAGCACGGGGAAAAGGCUCCCAACAUUGUUUACAAAGGGAAGUUGGAUGCUCAGCGGCGGAUUGCUGUUAAGCGAUUUAAUAAAUUUGCAUGGCCAGAUCCCCGCCAGUUCUUGGUACAAGUCUAUACUACAGUCCAGACUCACUGUUAUUCUUGGCUACGAUCCACUUCUUUUUCAAUCUCCGUAUAUUUUAAAUAAAGUUGACUUUCAAGAGUUAAAAGUAGUGGGAGUGUCGUUAGUUACUCUGCUGAGAGGAGACUGCCAUGUUGUGUUCCAGUGAACCUGGUUCUUUGAAAACGAGAGAUCUUUGAAAACGGAUAGGAGUAACAUAUGGGUUCAUUUUUUAUUUUUUUAUUUCUUUGUAGAAAGUCCUGGUUUGUCUGUUGUUUAAAAAGUGAUUCAAAUCUGAAUCAGCCUGAGCCUUAAAGUGCUGUGACGUCGUUUUCAUUUGCCUUGCAGUUCAAUCCUGUGCAUUUUAGUGACUUUGGGUCAGUUUCUUAAAUGGCGUCCGGUACAUUUUUUUACACCUCAUAAAAUAUUUUGGGACUUUGCUGGAGGGCAGUGGCAGGAGGACGAAUAUAGGAACCUUUGACGUGGGAUGGCAGAUCUGAUUCAGCUAGUUAGAAAUGUCAAGAAACAAACGCUGAAAAUAUAACCCUACAAAAUAAGCAAUAAUAAUGCAGGAAAUAUGGGUGAAAUAUGCUAGGCCAAGGUGAAAUUACAUGCGAUGCUGAUAAAGGCAUUAUUUGUUUCUUAGCCUCUGGGGAUUUCCAGAAGUAGUUGGCUUUAUCUUGUCAUAAAAAAAUAUUCGGCUGAGAUGCUGUCGACAUUUGCUUCUGAUAAGCUGUGAAUUCACAUUGAAUUAUAUAAUUCACAAUUAAAUCGUAUGUUCUGUGUUAGAUACAACAUGUAGCCACCCUGAAUUGGCAUCAGCUUGGAUUUCUCAUUUGAGGUUUUGAUGAGAGAAAGCGGAAGAAAGAAAAUUUGUGGUAAAGAUUCUAGUUUGAUAAUGUUAGAAUUGGCUCAUCUAUAAUGUUGCUGAUGGCGCAAUACUAACAUGGUACUGGAUUAAACCUCCUCAAAGUUGGCUGCAGCACAAAUGGUGGUUUCUGAUUCACCUGUUUUUUGUAUGUCUCUUAAAAAACGUAGCCAAACUGAUUGUAUAUCAACUUGGGUACAUGAUUUGGAUUCUGACACGAAAAUAAAACAAAAUUAUUCUUAGAUUAGUGUUUCAAAAUUUAUUAGGGUGGGGAUCGUGCAUUUGGCUGCAGCACAAAUUGUGAGUUAAAUAUGCAUUAUUGUAAGGCAAUACAAGCAUGGUUUUGAUUUUGUUAUGACUUUUAAAUGAGUAUAAGCAUAGAAAUUACAGUACGCAUGUAAUUCUGUAUUUUGGGGUUUGGGAUCCGUGUCUCUCGAAAUUUAUGGGUUUACAUAAUUGAAUUUCGUAUCAGUUGUUUUGCUGUCGCUGGGAUUCUGCAUUUUUUCAGGGAAUUAAAAAUAGGAAUGUACCCGUGUCAAGUGAGCUUAAACAUCCUAACUGACUACACCUUAUAGCUGGCUUCACGGGAUUUUCAAAUGGUGAUAUUCUGCAAAAAGUUGCCUGAAGGAAUCUGACACUUUCUCAAGGUUUGGCACAAUCAAACGCUAGGUAGUAAAAAUUGCUUAAACCCUUUGUGCACGGCCAAACUUAAAAAGUAGGUUUAAAAUGGCGAUCACUUUGAUCGUGCCACUUGAUUAGUUUUUGCAACUUACAAUUAUAGUUUAAAUCCAGGGAAAAUGAACAGCUUUGGUGAAGUAUAAUCAGUAUUUAUAAAUUUAUUUCUUAAAACAAGAAGAAUAUCUUAAAAUUAUGCUUUUUAAAACUAUAAGCAGUUCUUAAAAAAUUCCCCCCAAAAAAAAAAACUUCAUUUAAAGAAGAAUGGAUGAACUGAUAGAUGCAUCUUCUUCCCAUUUCUGCCCUGGCUGUGAUUUUGAUUUUUUAGCCAGUUCUGACGUCCAAAUUCAUAUUAGCGUACUUCAUUUGGGCUCAUUUUACCUCUUUUGCAUCCAUUGCAUUUGAUACAACUGAUGUGAUGACCUCCAUAUGAAAGUUUUAGAUCGAGCUAAGUAUUCCUGAUCUAAAACACCGCUGGUUUUAGUCUUUUAGCUUGGUUUGGAAAUGCGUGUGGAGUACUUCUUUUCAUAAUCUAUUUGUUUGUCUGACUUUGUUAUUUGAGUGGGAAACUAUCUCUUAUACAUUUUGUCAAAUUUUCCAGGAUCUCGUGUUAAGUUCAUGUCUAGAUAUUAAGAAUCUCUUUCGAAUAUCAGUUAUUGAAAAGGAUGCCCCUGGAAUUUUGCUUCUGUCGCUUGGUGAUUUUCGAAUUAAUAUAAAAGUUUCCUGAACAAAAAUGAACUGAAUCGUCAGAGGUUUUAUUCUAGAAGGAAAACGUUUAAGAAAUAUUCCCGAAAAGAGUGAGGAUUAUCUUAUUUUCUUAAUCAUAUGAAUCAUUCUAUUUUCUCUUUUAUUUGUAGGAAGAAGCUAAAUCUGUCGGUCAACUUCGCAACAAUAGGUUGGCAAAUUUGCUCGGUUGUUGCUGUGAAGGGGAUGAGAGAUUGCUUGUAGCAGAAUACAUGCCAAAUGAGACACUUGCAAAACACCUUUUUCACUGUAAGUCUUGUAAUAAUUAUAACACUUUUUUUUUUCUUUUGACAUAAAUGUACCCUUAUUAAAUGGAUUAUAUAAAAUGUAGAGAUGCUAUGUCGAUGACUUGAACAUGAUAUUUCAGUUCAUACGGGGCUUCCACAAACACUUCAUCAUGUUAUGAUUAUAUCUGCGUGGUUUAGUCUUCCAAAGGCCAUACCACAGGGAAGUGGCCUUGGGAUGCAAUAAGAAUGAAAGAGGAGAGAGUCUGAUGAAAAGUUUUCCAUUUGUAUUAAGGGAACGAAAUGAUUGCCAUGGAGCCGGAGUGGACAUACUUGUCAUCUAGGCAAAGAGAAAUUCAUCUGUUAGACUGGAAGACAUGCUUGUGCUUAUCUAUGUUGUCCCAAAGAAACAUGAAUCUUCCUAUUUUCUUUGCGAGUCUUUCCCCAUAUCCUCUUGUUUCUUUAUGGAGGAACCCAUAAAAAUAGAGGAAUCCUACAGGAACCCAUCUGAAGAUUUACAUUAUGUUUUUCCCUUUUCCAUUUAUAUAAAAAUUUACUCCAAAGAAAUUCCAUAGUAAUACACCAAGAGAUUAAUGUGGUUUUAUACCGUUACAAACUUCAUGUUGUUUAAAUAUUUAAUAUUGCAGGGAAAUAAAUAUUGUCCCGUUCCAUGUCCAGUAAAGAAAAAAUUAUGAUCGUUAAAAUAACAGAAUUGAGAAAACUGUCAAAUUCCAGGUUUUUAAAAAAUGUGUGAGUUAUUAUUACCUGUUUGACAUGGAGACCUAAAAACCUAGUCACGCAGAAUUAUGUCUGAUACUCUUUGAAAUUUCUUUGAGAUUUAAUGCUUGCUGCCAGAGAGGUUGUGAUACUAAAAGAAGAAGAAAUAGAAGAAGACAGGGUGUGAGACGUGCUCCUAAUUCCAUUAUGAUGGGAUAAGAAAAGGAGAGGAAGCAAAAUUGAAGUAGUGGAAGAGGACGAGAGAAAAUAUAAGAGGAAGAUGAGCUUGUCCCCAAUUCUCACAUCGGAGGUGAACUGUAUAACUGUGAGAUUGAAGUGAAUCAUCCGAAGGAGCAGUCACGGAAAUCUCGAAUGUCACAGACUGGCCGAUGUCAUUAUUGUACCUACCUCUCGUAGCCAGUAUCACCACCACUGAUCCGACAAUAGAUUGGAAUGAUAUGGAUAAUGGCCAUGUUAACCAGACAUGGAAAGUUCAGAGAAGUCUUGAAUUUUCAAACAAUGCCGUGAUGUGUGAAUCUAUUUUCCUGGUUUGGACUGCAUCUCCAGGAUGCCAGCAUUAGGGUGGAGAGAGACAACCUUAGGGGAUAUGGAUCAUGUGGCCUCUUCAAUAUGAAGGAUGGUAUCAUGAACGCUUUUUCCAAAAACUUGGGUUGGAGACUACACAUUAAGCAAAUUCAUUAUGGAUAACAAUCUAAAUUUAUGCUAUGUUGAAGACUCGAAAUCAUUCUGUUCGAGAUGCAAAAUGUGUUUAAUUGGAUGGGAAGCGAUGGUAGAAGCUUUAUUUUCAGUUGGUUCAUGGAGUUUGAAUCUGAAGUCAGAUCUGGAAGAUCAAAGAUUUACAGUCGUGUGGAUCGCAUUGCUAAAAUAAGAUACCUGCUAACAUUGAAAAAAGAUGCCAAUCCUUAAAGAGUGUCUGCAAGGUGUCCGUUUAUCAAGUAUACAGAAUGAGAUCUAUAGAUAACGUCUUUGGUUAUCUCACCUCAUGUGAGGGUAUCUUUGGACAUGAAAUAAGCCCUCAAUCUGUGGAUUGUUUCAGGAUACAUGAACUUUGUAAUGUUUAGAAAAUCUGGAUGCUCAUUUUUGUCUGUUGGUUUGAAAGUGGUUGGGACCAAGAGGCGCCAUUUGAUCUGUACACAUGGGUUAAAAGUUACUACCCCAUGACAUAUUUUCAAUCGUGGGUUUUGGAUUUCUCAUUUCCAUAAAUUCAAAUUUGAACCAUCAGCAGCCUUCGAUCUGUCUUGACAAACCCCAGGAAAUCAAUAUUUCGAUAGUUUGUUUUUUGGCUCUUUGUUAUUUUAUUCAUGCAUCCUGAAGGGUGGCCUUAUUGUUAUAGAUAGUUAGCCAGUGACGCUUUUCUGGUUUUAGGUAGCUAUGUAGUUGGUAGACCAGUAUCUUCUUAUCUUAUGUAAGGCCUGAAAGCCAUACGCACCACUGAGUUUUGUAAUCUCUCUACACAGAAAAGCAGCUCUAUGUAUCUUUCAUAGUUUGAAAUGUUUUCCUGGUACAAGAGGAACGGUUUGAAGAACAUAUCUUUCUCCUUUGAUCUCUCCCUACUCCCGAAACUUUCUUUUUUCUUGUAUAUCAUCCUUAAGAUUCUUCGUUUUUGCCUCGAUUCUCAAAAGAAUGUCUUUUCCAGCAUUCCUUCUUGCUAAACGGGCCUCAACUCAAAGUUUAUCUAAUCUUCAUCCUUCUUAUGCCACCAAGAGCCUCAGGUUAAAUAAACUUGCUCGCAUGGAAGAGGCUAAGAACUCCAUCAAUAAGGAAGCAGGAUUUCUUUUGUCACUUAGAUGGUAUUCCAAAUUACGAACAUUAUAGUUAAUUUUAUGCAGCAGGAGAAUAAGCUUCAGGUGAAACAUUCUAUCGGAUCUAGCUCCUCCUGCCUUUUCCCUUCCAGUUGAAAAAUUCAGUCACUAACGAAGGAAGUCAUCUGAAGACUAGGCAAGCUAGUACCUUACUGAGUUGCUGUCAUCUUGUGCCAUUGUUUUAUUCUCAAUGCUUGAAGCCUCGAAGAAGUGACGAACUUCUUGUUUCAAUAAUCCUCGUGGAACUUUGUGCUUAAAUGGAAUGUUCACCCCACCCUGUGGAAAAUUAUUGGCUCAAGCUUCCAGCUCAAGAUUACAUUCACCUAGUACUGUUUCUGUUUUUAUUAUUUAUCACUCGAAUUUUCAUAUGGAUUAUCGUUUUUAUCUGUCUUUUUAUCCGUUUUUUCCUUUUACUAAGUGAUAUGUUGUGGAAUCAGAAAUGGGAAUUGGACUGAGAUAUAAGUCAGAUCCUAACCUCAUCAUGAUUUGUUUGAUCAUCCAAUUUAAACCAUUGUUGAAAAACCUACCGUGAAAAUUGACAUCAGUAUUUGCCGACCCCUUAUCCACGUGUAAGGUUUUUAUCUGCUCACAUAGACCCGUGCAUGAUAGUCCUGAACUGAUCCUAUCUGUUGGCUGAUUCUGUACCAAAAAAAUUGACUCUAUGCAUCUAAGAGAAUUGAACUAUGUGAUGUCUGCUAGUUUAUGCCUGUUGGAAAGGGAAAUAUUUCAUUUGUCGAUUCGUGCUGUAUUUGCUUGUAUCAUUUCCUUGCUGCUAUUUUUUCCCACAAUCAUUUCGUAAUGUAGACUUGUAUGUGGCUGCUAAUCGAGACUUGUAUGUCUGCUUUGCGGUAAAGCCAUUAUAUCAUUUUUGUAUGAACAGACUUGAAACUCGGCCUUAUAGUCUCUGAAAUAUUGUGCCAUCUUUGUCUUUUGUAUUUUCGCUAUACAGGGGAAACGGAGCCCAUGAAAUGGUCUAUGCGAUUAAGAGUAGUAUAUUAUCUUGCAGAAGCCUUAGAGUACUGCACCAGCAAAGAUCGUGAUCUUUAUCAUGAUCUUCAUGCCUAUAGAGUUUUGUUUGAUGCUGUGAGUAUUUUUGUCUGUUUUUAUCCUGCCAUGUGUUUAUUUCCUGCACUUUGGUUUUUUGGUUCUCUAAUAUUUGAUUGAUUAUUUUUUCGCAGUUUGGCAACCCUCGACUUUCAUGUUUUGGAUUGAUGAAGAAUAGUCGGGAUGGGAAAAGUUACAGCACAAAUUUGGCUUUUACACCCCCUGAGUAUUUGAGAAAUGGUCAAUUAUCCUUGCUGGAAAUUUUAUCAGAGUCAAGUUUUGUUAAUUGUGUAUUUGUUACGUUUGAAACUGAAUCUUUUUGCUGACUUAUUUUGGACUUUUCAAUAUCAGAACUUCUGAGUCUCUCACGUGAUUGAUGAGAUGAUUUCUGUGCGCAAUACUUAUUUCCUUUGUUAAACUAUCAUGUGCUCAUUUUGUUAAAUUAAAAUUUACUAUUUUCUUGUCCAGCGUGUACUAUAUCGUAUUGUCUUGAAUAUGACUCUGGACUAGUGUCUGAGUGUUCAGCCAUGUUCCAUGUUUUUAUUUAUUUAUUAAUAUUAUUAAUUUUAAAAAUAAAUUUAUGUUUUAUCCCAGUUAAUAUACGUGGUCUAUUCUGUGGGCGAAUAGCUUAAUAGUUUUGUCUUGUUUUUUUUCAAGUAUUUUUUAUGCACCUGGAUUUACAUUUGUAGCUAAAAUGUUUGAAGCUGAUCCUCAUAUAUGACCGCAUGUUUCGAUAUGCAGGAAGAAUUACGCCAGAAAGUGUAAUAUAUAGUUUUGGCACUCUCUUGCUAGAUGUUCUUAGUGGAAAACAUAUUCCUCCAAGCCAUGUAAGCUCUCUAGCCCUACGUUCUUCCAUGAUGGUCAUUCUAAAACAGCAAAAUUUUUAUUUUAUCACAUUUUUCUCCAAAAAAAGGAUUAAAUAGUUAAACAUCGGUAAACACUUCUCAUUUUUCUGAUUUUUUGACAUUAUUUAGGAGUAUUCAUUUUUAUAUUUUGAUCGAGUUGGAAAUGCAAUCUUUAGUAAUGUAAAAUUUUUACUACUCUCUCACGACUGAUUGAUACUGCACAUGUAAAAUGAACAUUGCAUACGUGUAGUGCUGCUUGUAAAUAAUGAUUUUUUUUUUAGGGUUAACCACAAGGUGCGAUACUGACUUCAUCUUGUCAAUUCUGAUUAUUUUUGCCUUUUCGUUAAAUAAUAUAGCUCUGGUUUCUGUGUAUAAAUAAAACUUAGAUUAAAUGCAAUUUAGUGGUUCUAGUCAAAAUCAAAUAUUUUUGGGUCGACCCCAAAAUGCAACAGGGACUUCGUCUCUUGUCAAACUUGAUGAUUCCACUUUUAGGUUAAGUAACAUGGCAGUGGUCUCUGUACAGAAAGUAAGACUAAAAGUAAACAUCAGUUCAAUUUAUCAGCCAUUCUCUAGUUGGUUUUCGGCAUGGUAUUUUGAUGUUACAUCACUCAUUUCUUAAAGUCAGCUACUAUUUAGAUUUGGAAUAUCGAAUAACAGAUCAUAUCAGUCUUUAGUUGGCUUGCUAUAAGAAUCUGCCUUGGGAGAACCACAUGUACUUUUAUUGGUUUCUUUUUCCUUAAAUUUGUGCUCUGUCCUGCACUGUUGAGAUCUUAUCUAUUGGCUUAUGUUGAUUCAUGAUCUUUUGAAAGCUUCUAUUUUUUUAAAAAGCUAAUCAUUCAUAGUCGCCUUUGAAAGCAUAUUUGAAUGUUUUUAUCGUUGAUUAAUUUUGCUCGAGCUCUUGGUGCUCCGUAGUUCGUGUGCACCUCACCUCUUACCACAUUAUUUACUAUCUUAGCCAGUAAACUUAGCUUUUGAACUUGUUUCCUUAUUUUCUCUGGAUAAAUCUAUUUUUCUCCGCCAUUAUGCUUUACUUUCUGAGCCUAAUUCUUUUAUUUUUGGAAAUACUGUACAGGCACUCGACCUGAUACGAGACCGAAAUUUUAAUAUGCUAAUGGAUUCCUGUCUGGAGGGACAAAUUUCAAAUGAGGAUGGAACUGAGUUGGUGCGGUUAGCUUCUAGAUGCUUGCAAUAUGAACCUCGAGAAAGGCCUAAUCCAAAGACCUUGGUGUCUUCGUUGGCUCCUCUUCAGAAGGAUGUUGAGGUAAUAUUUCGGAUGGGCAAUAUCAGAUGCAAGGAAGCAUUUCAUUUCCCACAUUCUUAAGUGCCAGAGGUGAAAAUGAUUCUGUUUUGGUAAAUACACUUCUUCACUGAUGCGACCACAGGAGAGAUGUAUCCAUUUAUAUAUAUGUAUACAUGCGCGCAUGUGUAUGUAUGUAUGUAUGCACGUAUAUUUUGUGCGUGUCUACUCUUGACGGAGAAUUUUCUCCAUUUUUCUUUUUGUAUUUUAUCUUAAUGCAUUAAUGUAUGAUGUGAAACGUGAAUUCUGACAAGACCGCCCAGACAAGAAAUGUCCUAUUCGAACUAAUUUAAUGAGAGUACUGUCGGUUAUAUUUCUUUUUGAAAAUUACAAUGUAGGAGUUUGGGCACCGAAGUUGCAUUGCCUCAUGAAACCAGUUAUACAUCAGUUCUUCGGAAAAGUUCCUUUCAGAAUUUAGAACUGGUUGGCGUCGUUUUCAAGUCAUGCUAGUUGAAAUUAAUAUGUUAUAUUUUUCCUACAUUCCAGAUGUAGCUGGUUGGCUUACUUAUUUCUUCAUCCCUGGAAUAUCUAGAAAAAAUAAUAAUAAAAAGAGUUAUUUGACUUUAGUCACUCUACUUCAGGUUCCUUCUCAUGUGUUGAUGAAUCUUUCAAAUGGUGACAAACCAACAAUGGAGUCAUUGUCCUUGUCUCCGCUUGGGGAGGCUUGCUUCAGAAUGGACUUAACAGCGAUUCACGAAAUUUUAGAGAAGAUCGGCUACAAAGAUGAUGAGGGAACAGCAAAUGAGGUUUUCUACAUAUCAUUUCUUAAUACAGAUUUUUAUGUCUAUUAUUUUCGGGUCUCAUUAUAAUCACAUUCCUCAAAUAUAUUGCUCAAAAAAGUAUUGAAUGUAUGCCAUGUCCUGAGUGCUUUUUAUUCGAAAUUAGCAUCAACACUCCAAACGCUUUAUCAAUUAAAAGAUGAACCGAAGGAUUGUAGGAGAAAAUGAAAUGGAGUUCUAUGACUUGAAUGAUGAACGAGAUGAUAGUUUGUAAUGCUUUCUCUUCAUUGGCAAUGGAACAAAGUUAUGCAGGAUGUCAAUAGUUCAUCCUUGUUCAAUCGGAACUUUGAUUUUGGGAAGGGGGACAAGACAAAAGUGAAACGUUUAUCUUCCCACUUUGUUCAGCUGAGUUAUUGUGCUCCAAUUGUAGGAAAAGAAAUAAUCACGCUCUAAUGUUCAUAAUUGGAAUGGUUAUCCAAUCUAAAUCUAAUUAUGCGUUAAUUUUUUUGGCCCCUGAUUACAGAAAGCGUGCGGCUCAUCAACCAUUUUCUUGAUCCUACAUAUUCCCCAUUGGAGAGAGAGAGAGAGAGAGAGAGAGAGAGAGAAGAAUGGAAUGGAGAUGGGUGUGGGAAAGAAAUCACACUCCCAUAUAAAGAACGGAUUCGAAAAUCAAAAGAGCAAUUGGGUUGGAGAAAUAAAUGAUCUUUAUCCUUUUUUCUUGUAAUAUUAAAAAAUCCCUUGAAUGAAAUACUUGGCGAUCGCCUUGGUGGUUCCGGUACUAUGCUUGAAUAGGAGGAAUCAGAUGAAAUCGUGACAAGACAGUGGCAGAGCAGAGAAAGGAGCUAACACAGAGGAUAUAUUGUAAUUUUUCUCAUUAUAUUGCGGUUUCCUGCUCCAGAGUAUAUUUUUAUUUUAGGCUGAUACUCUUUUCUCUCUCCUUUACAUCACAGAUUAUUGCUGUUCGUCUAAUGUUUCUUGGUUUUUCUUCUCCUCUGCAGCUCUCUUUUCAGAUGUGGACCAACCAGAUGCAGGAGACAUUGAAUUCAAAGAAGAAAGGGGAUACAGCCUUCCGGCAAAAGGAUUUCGGCACUGCAAUUGAGUACUACACUCAGGUAAGUCCCAUUUACUACUACGAUAUCUUAGCAGGUUUGUCUGCACGAGCUCUUGAUAUUUACUUGCCAACUUACUCGCCCUCACCAGCCCAACGUGAAUAGUUGUGGGUAGAAGUGAAAACUGCGCAUAUGAGUGAACGAAGUCGCCAGAAUAUAGUCUAUGUAAAAUAAUCAUUCGUCAUAGAUUGGAGUCGGCAUUAGGAAAGUCUUUCUUGGGAGGACCGUAGAGACCUCUGGUAAGAAACCCACAAAAUUAAAAUAAAAUAAAAUCUGGGCUUCUUUUUUCGAUCCAUUUCUCACAAGAUUAUAUCAUCUUGCUGCAAUUUUCCAUGUCAGAAACCUGAAUCCAGGGUUCCUAAUGUCGUAAUUUUUUUUCCGAGAAGGGUAAUAUGUGUGCCCAAGACUAUGUUCCCUCCGACUUUGACUUUAUUUUUUUCCAAUAUGAGUAACCCACCCGCCCCGCCCCCCUGCAGUUCAUCGACGGGGGGACGAUGAUUUCACCGACGGUCCUGGCACGUCGGUCCCUGUGCUGCCUGAUGAAUGAUCAGCCCCAGCAAGCCCUCAGCGAUGCGAUGCGGGCCCUGGUCAUAUCGCCCUCCUGGGCCACCGCGUGCUACCUCCAAGCCGCCGCCUUGUUCGCCCUGGGAAUGAAGGACGAGGCCGAAGAAGCCCUGAAGGACGGAUCUCAGAUGGAAGCCAAGAGCAACGGUGGCCCCGGGUACUGA
Molecule: messenger RNA, 10976 nt
Organism: Spirodela intermedia
Lineage: Eukaryota; Viridiplantae; Streptophyta; Magnoliopsida; Alismatales; Araceae
Source: the annotation of a GenBank genome assembly